Messenger RNA from Rhododendron vialii, 3147 nucleotides. Its product is annotated as BTB/POZ domain-containing protein At3g44820. The record is from RefSeq and is a predicted model, not a curated record. The transcript is spliced from 6 exons. Lineage: Eukaryota; Viridiplantae; Streptophyta; Magnoliopsida; Ericales; Ericaceae. The coding region runs from base 1074 to 2675 and encodes 533 amino acids.
AUUCUAUUAAUACUCGUCCAAAUCUUCUUCUUAAAAAACAGGGACUAUUGCACCCCACCCGUUCGACUCAAUUGCCCACCCAGCCACCAAAUACUUCUUCCGUGCUUCAGGAGCACACCUCCGAAUUCUCUCUCUCUCUCUCUCUCUCUCUCUCUCUCUCUCUCAUUAGCCAUGUCUUCAUGUCUCUCUGCUUCUUCUCUUCUGCCGGCCUAAAGCUUCCUCAUACAUACAUUUUUUAAUAGACAUGUCUGAAUGAGUUGUAGUGGUGGUUUUGUGUUGAUCGCUCCUAGACUACUGUAAAGCCGGUCAUGGGUUUGUCGUGAUCUGCGCGUUUCCUUUUCCUUCUGCCGUUAUUGUUGUUGGGUUUGGUCUAAGUGGCAUCAAAUUCGACUUUUAUUUUAUCUCGGGCACUUUUAGCUGUAAAGAUCCUCCCUCUCUUUCUCUGCCAAUUAAACUAACCCGUACCAUAUGACCUGAGAUUGAAUAAGUGAACUGGGUUCACAAAAAAAAAAGUACUGGGUAUCCAAGGGUGGUUCGGUUCGUUGGCAUGACUUCUUCCCUUAUUCUUUUAGCGUUUUUAGAGUCUGGGUAGUUGAUGUUUUCGACUGAAUUGGACUCUGUUAAAUAGAGAGGAGGGGGGUUUCUGUUCUUGGUUCAGUCAUGGCUCCUGCUGGGAGGAUGUCUGUUUUCUUCCGUGAGGGUAACGACUGGUUUGCCAAGCGACAUCACGGUAAUUGUAGACGGAGUGAACUUCCAUCUGCACAAGGCUAAACAACUUGUUCGUGAAGAGGAUAAAUUUACGAUUCAAAUUGUAGAUAUGUUCACGAGAAAGUCUGAACUCUUGUGUUUUUUUUAGUGGGAAAGAGGAAGACAAUUACAGAACUUUGCAUGCAUAAUUUCCUCUUAUAUCAAAAUGCGGGAAGAUAGCGAAAAUAGUGGAGGAAUCUCAAAGUGUCCAGGAGGGGACUUUCACAACAACACUAGAAGGAUUCCUUGGUGGUCCUGACACUUUCUUGCUUGCUGCUAAAUUCUGCUACGGCGUCAAGGUGGAAUUUACAGCUAGAAACAUCAUAAUGGUAUAUUGUGUAGCUGACUAUCUUGAAAUGACUGAUGAGUAUGGAGAAGAUAACUUACGUUCUAUGUCUGAAAGUUUCUUUCAUAACAAUGUGCUCCGGAGUUGGAAAGAUUGUAUUAUGGCGCUUCAAAGUUCUGAACCAGUCGGAAAAAAAGCUGAUGAGCUCCAAAUCAUAAGCAAAUGCUUAAAUUCUCUAUCUAUGAUGGUUUGUACAGAUCCUAGUCUAUUUGGGUGGCCUAUGAUGAUGUAUGGUAGCUUACAGAGCCCCGGGGGUAGUAUUCUGUGGAAUGGAAUAAACACUGGUGCCAGAAUCCGAAGCUCAGAAUCCAACUGGUGGUUUGAAGAUGUAUCCUAUCUCAGUGUCUUUUUAUUUGAGAGACUUAUUUGGACUAUGGAAAAAAGGGGUAUAAGACCUGAAAAUUUGGCGGGUGCUAUUAUGUAUUAUGCGAAAAAGUACCUUCCUGGUAUGGGGAGAUGGCAAGGCGGACAAAGUACCCAUACUAGAACAGUAGCAAGUCUCAACUUGACACCUGUUGUUGUAGAUCAGAGAGUACUUUUGGAAAGCAUUGUAAAGCUGCUCCCAGAAAAGAAGGGGAAAUCCUUUUGCCGUUUCCUACUUGGGCUUCUUCGUGUUGCGUUGAUAUUAGGUGUUAAUGACUUAUGCCAGGACUCUCUGGAGAGAAGAAUAGGGGUGCAACUGGAUUUCGCCUCCCUUGAUUCUCUGCUGAUACCUAGUUAUUCGGAUUCUGAUACUUUGUAUAAUACCGACUGUGUUGAGCGGAUUAUUCAUCAUUUUACAAGUUCAGAACCAAAACCAAGUUUGUUCUCUCCAUUAUCAUGUGAUCUGGAAGAUUCACCGUCAUCUGGACCAAUAAAGAUAGUUGCGAGGUUGAUAGAUGGUUACAUGGCUGAAGUUGCUUCUGAUGUGAACUUGAAACCUGGAAAGAUGCGCGCUCUUGCGGAGGCCCUUCCAGAGUCUUCUAGAUCUUUGAAUGAUGGUCUAUACAGAGCACUCGACAUAUAUUUCAAGGCACACCCUUGGCUCCCAGAUAAAGAGAAGGAGCAACUGUGCAACAUCAUAGACUUCCAAAAGCUCUCUAUUGACGCUUGUGCACAUGCAUCUCAAAAUGAAAGGUUGCCACUUAGAGUCAUUCUUCAAGUCCUUUUCUUUGAGCAAUUGCAACUGAGAGCAGCUCUAGCAGGUUGCCUUCACGUUUUAGACCCUGAGAGCGCUCCUGCGGGUCUCACAAACAUCCCAACUGACAUACCAGGUCAGAUCAUACAAAGAGACGGAUGGGUGUCUGUGGUGCGCCAGAACCGUGUUUUGAAGGUGGACCUGGAGACAAUGAAGUCUAGAGUUGGAGAACUUGAAGAAGAUUUAAGUAAAAUGAAGCAAGAGAUGAGACGGGUGACUAAGUCACAUAGUUCCCUAAGUUCUCCCCGUUUUGUUGGUCGGAGGACAGGAUGCAAGCUCGUUCCACGAUCAUCUGAUGCUCAGGAAGACAUCGUUGAAAUCAUGCCGCCUACCCCAAGAGUGUCAGUUGAGCCAGCACGGACUUCCGGUGCUUCUAGACAUCGGAAAACCUUCUCUUUGACUUGAGCUACUUACAUGGACGCAGUAUUGGACUAGAAUCGCUUCAUAAAGGCUGGCAUCGAAAGGAGUCUCUCCCACCUGAUUAUUUUUUUGGUUGACAUUUCUGGAGAUCCCCCAAUACGAAAGUGGAAAGGAAAAUGAUGCGCCGUUCAACGUUUUGAGAAGCACAGAAUGGUGGGGGUAAUGCUAUCCCGCCGGAGGGGAGCAAGGAAGGAUACAGGUCUGUGCAGCUAUGCUUAGAGCCUUGACAGAGUAAAUGCAAUUGUACAAGGACCUUCAAUUUUACAAAAGAAAACUCAUUGUUUUUUUGUGAUGUAUUUAUCUUUUGGGGGGUUAUUAUACAUGUACAGCACUUUGAAACAACUGGUUAGGUUGUUGAAAAGUGGUAAGAUAUAGAGGUCAUUGGUUGCAGCAUGAGACUUUUGUUGUACAAUAUAUAUUUUUGAAUGCUAUUGUCACUCAAAGAUGCUUCUCUGCA